Messenger RNA from Aspergillus mulundensis, 1119 nucleotides. RefSeq lists its product as uncharacterized. NCBI's taxonomy places the organism in Eukaryota, Fungi, Ascomycota, Eurotiomycetes, Eurotiales, Aspergillaceae. The coding region runs from base 1 to 1119 and encodes 372 amino acids. Gene Ontology annotation, molecular function: heme binding. The transcript has a single exon. The record is from RefSeq and is a predicted model, not a curated record.
AUGGGCUGGGUAGGUGUCGCCAUAGUCGUUGCGACUACUUGCUUCCUCCUUUAUCGCCAUCCUCCCGCAAGCUGGUUCCCCGAGCCACCUGUCGCCCAUCAAGCCCGCCGCGAAUCCACCCCCGAGAGAAAAGAGAGGAAAGCGAAUAAUGAAGAGUCUUCCUACAAUAUUGAGCGCACGUCGCAACUGGCGGCAGCAAAGGAUGAGCCUGUUGAAGAAACUCAGACAACGCCGAAAGCAUCUGCCUCACCCGCGCCGACGCCAGUCCUAGACGUCCCCUCUUUCCAGCUUGACGACGACGACACAGACAAGGGCACGGCUCAGAAGGCGCAGCAAGAUACAGCUCAGCAGCCAACGAGCCCUUCACCAAACCCGAGCCCAUCGUUAGCCACUCCCGCGCCAUCAAUCACUAUGGCACCCCCCAGCUCAACACCAAAGCAGCCGCAGCCGCCCGUCACAAACGAUGCCUCCCUAAUGCCCCCUCCCCCGCCCCCUUCACGCCUCCAACCACCAAGUCUCCAAAAUCAACGAAGACCACAACCACAAACCAGCCUCGCUCCCCCGCCCGGCCGCUUCCCCCCUCCGCGACCAAGCAGCGGCGCCCGCACCCUCGGCCCACCCCCCUCAGCCGCAUCAUCCCUGCGCGUGCCCCCAGGCAUGCGCCCCGGCGCCAGCACAACCAGCAACUCCCUCUCCCCAAACAAAGUCACCCUCACGCCCGCCAAAAAGGCCUCGCAGCGCGCCGUCCUCGAACCAGGCUUCUCCCCGCUCGACUGGGCAGCGCUUACCUCAAACCCGAACCACAAGCUCCGCGGCGCGAACCUCCCAAACACGCUGAUCAAAGUUACACCUAGCAUGUUGAAGGUCCAAAAUGGACGGAAGGGCACGGACGCCUGGACGAGCUAUCAGGGGAAGGUGUACAAUAUCAGUCCUUACCUGCCGUUUCAUCCCGGUGGGAAAGGCGAGCUGCUGAGGGGGGCGGGCAAGGAUUCGGGGAAGCUGUUCCUGGAGAUCCAUCCGUGGGUGAACUGGGAUGCGAUCCUGGGAGAGUGCUUGGUGGGGAUUUUGGUUUCGGAGCAUGAGGCGGUUGAGGAGAAUAAGCUGGAUGCGAUGGACUGA